Phyllostomus hastatus (greater spear-nosed bat) is the source of this 2885-nucleotide messenger RNA. It is a transcript of the gene PLD5, whose product is annotated as phospholipase D family member 5. The record is from RefSeq and is a predicted model, not a curated record. NCBI's taxonomy places the organism in Eukaryota, Metazoa, Chordata, Mammalia, Chiroptera, Phyllostomidae. Bases 1 to 1611 code for a protein of 536 amino acids. The transcript has 10 exons. Gene Ontology annotation, molecular function: catalytic activity.
AUGGAGAUCCGGCAGCACGAGUGGCUCUCGGCCUCCCCGCACGAGGGCUUCGAGCAGAUGAGGCUCAAAAGCCGCCCCAAGGAUCCCUCGCCGAGCCUGACCCGAGUGGGCGCGAACUUCUACAGCAGCGUCAAGCAGCAGGACUACAGCGCCAGCGUCUGGCUCCGGAGGAAAGACAAGCUGGAGCACUCCCAACAGAAGUGCAUCGUGAUCUUCGCCCUGGUGUGCUGCUUUGCCAUUCUCGUCGCCUUGAUCUUCUCGGCUGUGGACAUCAUGGGAGAGGAUGAGGACGGGCUGUCCGAAAAGAAUUGUCAAAAUAAAUGUCGAAUCGCCCUGGUGGAAAAUAUUCCUGAAGGCCUUAACUAUUCAGAAAAUGCACCAUUUCACUUGUCGCUUUUCCAAGGCUGGAUGAAUCUACUCAACAUGGCCCAAAAGUCUGUUGACAUCGUGUCUUCCCAUUGGGACCUCAACCACAGUCACCCGUCGGCGUGCCAGGGUCAACGUCUUUUCGAAAAGUUGCUCCAACUGACAUCGCAAAAUAUUGAAAUCAAGCUAGUGAGUGAUGUGACCGCUGAUUCAAAGGUAUUAGAAGCCUUGAAAUUAAAGGGAGCCGAGGUGACCUACAUGAACAUGACCGCCUACAACAAGGGCCGGCUGCAGUCCUCCUUCUGGAUUGUGGACAAACAGCACGUUUACAUCGGCAGUGCUGGCUUGGACUGGCGCUCCCUGGGACAGAUGAAAGAACUCGGUGUCAUCUUCUACAACUGCAGCUGCCUGGUCCUAGACUUACAAAGGAUAUUCGCGUUAUAUAGUUCAUUAAAAUUCAAGAGCAGAGUACCUCAGACCUGGUCCAAGCGGCUCUACGGAGUCUAUGACAAUGAAAAGAAACUGCAGCUUCAGUUGAACGAAACCAAAUCUCAAGCGUUUGUGUCGAAUUCUCCCAAACUCUUUUGUCCUAAAAACAGAAGCUUUGACAUCGACGCCAUCUACAGCGUGAUAGACGACGCCAAGCAAUACGUGUACAUCGCCGUCACGGACUACCUGCCUAUCUCCAGCACAAGCACCAAAAGGACUUACUGGCCAGACUUGGAUGGGAAAAUAAGAGAAGCGUUAGUUUUGCGAAGCGUUAAAGUUCGACUCCUCAUAAGCUUCUGGAAGGAAACCGAUCCCCUUACAUUUAACUUCAUUUCGUCUCUUAAAGCUAUUUGCACUGAAAUAGCCAACUGCAGCCUGAAAGUUAGAUUUUUUGAUCUGGAAAGAGAGAAUGCCUGCGCCACGAAAGAACAAAGGGAUCACACCUUUCCUAAGCUGAACCGUAACAAGUACAUGGUGACGGACGGAGCGGCUUACAUUGGGAAUUUCGACUGGGUGGGGAAUGAUUUUACCCAGAAUGCGGGCACGGGCCUUGUGAUCAACCAAGCAGACGUGACAAAUGACACAAGCAUCAUCAAGCAGCUGAAAGACGUGUUCGAGAGGGACUGGUACUCGCCCUACGCCCGAAGCUUACAGCCAACCAAACAGCCGAACUGCUCCAGCCUGUCCAGAUUCAACCCCACCUCCGACAAAACUGUCACCUACAACGCGAGUGGGAAGGACCCCGCGAGUGUCUAACACGUGAAUGAACACGCUGGUGGGACUGCUGGUGUUUCAUAUUUAUACCUAAAGGACUUGAGGAGAGAAAAACAAUUUAAUAUGUCUUUUUUUAGGGAAAAAGCACACUUAUGGAAAAUAAUCUCUGAUACGCCAUGUAAUAUCUACCCGGAUCUUAGCGGCGUGUACAUGCAAUUUAAGACUUUUGUAUUUGUUACUUCUGACAGAGAAUGUCAUUCCAGCUUGGAAGUUAGUUUUUAUGUUUGCAUACCAAUUUUAAGACUUUGACGCCUCUUUCUAGUUUUAGAACUUUUUCUGCUGACUCACGUGGUCAGUUCUUAGGAAACUUAGCAUGAGGUAAGCUCCUUACUAUUCUGAGAACUACCAACUUAGGGAAGAAUGAGGAAUUCACCUUAAACAAGAAACCAAAACAAGAAUUUAUCCCUGUAAACUAUUUCUGAGACCUAUACAGUCAUCUUAGCAUGAAGUUCUCAUGCCACCCUUUAAUACUCUUGAAAAAUACUUUUUUUUGCCUCCUCCUUGUUCAUUUUCUCCUGGUACCAUAAAUUUGUUUCAUAUCAUUUUCUCUUCUCACAAAAUGUUCUUAUGAAAUAGCGUCUUAUAUUCACCUCAACAUGAGGUCCCCAAGUACGUCAAUAUUUUUUGAAAGUGUAUGAAUUCCUCAAAAUGGAUACCAAAUGGAAAUAGCAGCCUUUAAGUUUCACCUUUCAGCUGCAUUUUUUUCUCUACCAAGUUGAUAUUUUAAAAUCACAGCCAGCAAUAUGUACCCUUUCUCUCAAGCUCAGAAAAAUUAUAUAGCCACCUGCUAAUAUCCAGCUAGCUAUGAAGCCUGCAUUAUAGAGAAUAAAGUAGUUUUUUACAUUUUUGUUUAGUUUAUGGUAUUAGAAAAGAAAGAUCUCUAUGCGUUAGCGGGUUUGAAUUUCUUUAGAAUCAUUACGCUGUUAAGAGUAUGCCAGCAAACGUUUAUAGAGCUAUUUAAUAUACCUUCUGCUAUUUAAUAUACCAAAUGCGAUUUAAAUACUCUGCUUAACAUAUUUUACUAAGAGACAAAAAUAUUGGAUUAUUGUUCUAUAAUGUCCUUGUGUGUUGUUUUAUAUCUAUCUAUACGAUGUAUAACCCUAUAUUAACAGAGACUGUUGCCACAGCAGAGAGAGGCGUGGCCUCUUCAGAGCCCAGGCGGCCUCGGGAUGUCCAGUGUCCAUGUUGCUCCUGACUCUCUCCUUGGCCUCGGGUUUCUAUGGGUAAUGUAGGGACAGGAAAUACUCACCUACCUC